UUGGAUUUUGCGUAGGGGCGGUGCUGAAGAAGUAUCUACCUUUUGUUUCUACACUCCUCUGCGUUGCGACUCACCUGAGCCUGAGGGGAAUCCCCUGACCUGGAGACGGAGCUGCUGAACAUGGCAUCAGAUGGAUUUAGUUUAGAAGUUGUAGCAGCUGAAUUUCGAAAAACGAAAACCAUCGAGAAUGAAAUACUCCUAGAACCAUAUAUAAAGGGCUACGAAGAAUUAACAAGGGUCUUUGAACACCUUGGGAUGGUAUUUUCAUUCAUCACAUCUGAUCUAAAAGAAAAGAUUAGGAUUUUAAAUGAGCACCGAAAGGCAACUCCAGAGCACUUCAAGUCCGUCCAAACUAUGGUGAGGUUUGAAUUAGAUAAUAACUUAACGACCAUCAAGAAUUCAGCUGGGCUUUUAUCAGGUUCAAGAACACUGCUCCGACUUCACAGAGCUCUCCUCUUCAUUAGCUCAUUCCUUAAGAAACUCAUAGAAAGCAACGAAGGUGAUAGUGUUCCCAAGAUGGCAUCUAAGGUCUAUGCAGAUACAAUAGCAAAUUAUCACACAUGGUUAAUACGCAACACGGCUUAUGUAGCAAUGCGGACUCUACCAAAUAAGAAAACCCUCCAGGCGCGGCUAUGUACAUCAAGCUCUGAGAAAACCUCAGAAGAAGUUGUUGGUGAUUGUGUCAAAGAGAUGAAUCUGGUGUACGAUGUUGUGCAGGCCUUCUAUAAAGAGCACAAUAUACUUGACCUUCCUUGAAUCGAAAUACAGUAAUUAUCCAUAUAUAUAUAUAUAUAUAUAAAUAUAUAUAUAUAUAUAUAUAUAUAUACACUGUAUAUAUACUGUAUAUAUAAUGUAUUCAAGAUACAAGAUAAAAUUUAUUGUCUCCAAGUAAAAUAUACGAAGAGAUUACAAAGCUUGCAAAAAAGUACAAUUCCAAGAAAAUCACAUUAAAAUUGGUCAAGGAAAGAAAGAAUCAACAUCAAAGUUCCAUCAAAAAGUACAGAAAAAUUUAAAAUUAUAGGCCUACAAUAUUUAAAGAUAAUAAAAAAUGUUAGAAGAGGAAAAAAGAGGACACAUUUUAAAAAGGAGAAACUACUCAAGAGGAAAAUCAUAUAAUUAUAAUUAUCAUUACUUUAUUAUUCUUUGUAAUAAUAAUAAUUAUUUUCAUCAUUAUUAAAAUUAUUAUUAUCACUAUUUUAAUUAUUACAAUAUUAU
Molecule: messenger RNA, 1215 nt
Organism: Anneissia japonica
Lineage: Eukaryota; Metazoa; Echinodermata; Crinoidea; Comatulida; Comatulidae
Product: ceramide-1-phosphate transfer protein-like
Exons: 2
Coding region: 121-756 (211 amino acids)
Biological process (GO): ceramide transport; intermembrane lipid transfer
Cellular component (GO): cytosol; cytoplasm; membrane
Molecular function (GO): ceramide 1-phosphate transfer activity; ceramide 1-phosphate binding
Source: RefSeq, a predicted model, not a curated record